This is a messenger RNA of Eublepharis macularius, 420 nucleotides long. Its product is annotated as 16 kDa beta-galactoside-binding lectin-like. The record is from RefSeq and is a predicted model, not a curated record. The transcript has 4 exons. Bases 1 to 420 code for a protein of 139 amino acids. NCBI's taxonomy places the organism in Eukaryota, Metazoa, Chordata, Lepidosauria, Squamata, Eublepharidae. Gene Ontology annotation, molecular function: carbohydrate binding; laminin binding.
AUGGAAUAUUCUGAAGAUGUAAUGGAAGACAAAUUUGCUAUCAGCAACUUGAAGACAAUCCAUGUAGGAGAUUCUGUCGUUGUGCAGGGGAAGGUGGCACCAGGAGCCAAGAGAUUUGCCAUCAACCUGGGCCAAGAUGCUUCGAACUACUUGAUUCAUUUUAACCCUCGCUUUGACGAGAACAACGUGAUUGUGUAUAACUUCAAGAAAGAUGGAAAAUGGGGUCCAGAGCAGCGGGAUGAUCAGUUUUCCUUCAUGUGGGGCGAAGAAACCACGGUUGCUUUCGCCUUAAACAGCGGUGAGGUGACAGUGAAUUAUCCAGGCGGCCAUUUUGAGUUCAAGAGCCAGCUAAACCUGGACUGUGUCGAGUACAUCUCCGUGAAAGGUGACUUCGAGGUCCAAUCUAUCAACAUUAAAUGA